ACUUGGGGGAAACAGAAUGGCUGCCGCACAGUGUAGCCCAUAUAUUGUGAAUUCCAAGGGACAGAGAAAAAGGACAAUAUUGAUAAUGAAAAUGGACAUGAAGGAUGCUGAUAUGACUCUAUGGACAGAAGCUGAAUUUGAAGACAAGUGUACCUACAUUGUAAAUGAUCAUCCCACAGAACCCAGUUCUGCAGAAGGUUGCACCAUAACUCAGGCCGAAUCAUCUUUGCCAAGGAACUUGAUUUUCAAAUAUGCAGGAAAUUGCAAAGAGGUUAUUGGAGUUAUUAGCAAAGAUAUUAUCCCCAAAGGAACACGCUUUGGACCAUUGGUUGGUGAGAUCUAUACCAGUGACACCGUUCCUAAGGAUGCAAAUAGAAAAUAUUUCUGGAGGAUCUAUUCUGAUGGUGAAUUUCUCCAUUUCAUUGAUGGAUUUAAUGAAGAAAAAAGCAAUUGGAUGCGUUAUGUGAAUCCAGCCCACUCUGUUCAGGAGCAGAACUUGGCUGCAUGUCAGAAUGGCAUGAACAUCUACUUCUACACCAUCAAGCCUAUUCCUCCUGGCCAAGAGUUGCUUGUAUGGUAUUGUCAGGACUUUGCAGAUAGAUUGCAUUAUCCUUCCACUGGAGACUUGGUGAUGUUGAAUACACAAAGCCACCACAGGCCAAAGCAACAAACCUGUGACAAAGACGAGCUUUUUCAGAAAAAUCUUCCUCGAAGAGAACAUAGCAUGAAGGAAAUCCUAAAAACUGACUCCAAUUAUCCUAGAGGAAGGGAUUUGUGCUACAGUCAUGUUGCUCCACAUACUCAAGAAAAAGACUUGGAGAUCUUAAGGAAAAAUUGUAGUCCUGAAAGGAGGCCUUUCUACCCUCGAGCUGUCUACCCCAUCCGACCUCACAUUCCAGAAGAUUACCUGAAGGUUUCCCUAGCUUAUGGGAUUGAUAGACCUAGUUACCUUGCUCACUCACCUGUCCAGCCAUCUACUACCCCAAGUCCUUCAGCAAGAAGUAGCCCAGACCAAAGUUUAAAAAGUUCAAGCCCUCACGGCAGUCCAGGACUUACAGUUUCACCCUUAGCUUCUGUGACUCAAGAGCACAGGGAGCCUUAUCCUUACUUGAAUGGACUGUAUAACACAGAAGGAUUAGCGUCAUAUUCCGGAUAUGCCCCCUCAAGCCAUCUUUCACAAGCCUUUCCCUACCCCAAAUUCCUAUUACCGUCAUACGGCAUGAGCAUCAACAAUUUCAAUCUCUUUCCAAGGAUGUAUCCUUUUUAUAGCAGCUUUUUCAGCGGGGGAAGCAUUUCUCCUCAUAUCCUGAACUCAUCUACCCUUCCGAGUUCCUUGCCAUCCGACGGGAGUCGUCAGUUCUUACAGCCGGAUCAUCCAAGGGACCUUCUGAUUCCUGCACACAACAGUGCUUUCUCCAUCACAGGAGCUGCUGCCAGCAUGAAAGACAAGCCAUGUAGCCCCACAAGUGGGUCGCCCACUGCAGGCACUGCAGCCACUUCUGAACACAUCAUGCAACCAAAACCUACCUCGGCCAUAUUGGCUGCCACUAGCAGCGAAGAAGCCAUCAAUCUCAUCAAGAGCAAGCGAAAUAUGACUGGUUACAAAACCCUUCCCUACCCGCUGAAAAAACAGAAUGGCAAAAUUAAGUAUGAAUGCAAUGUCUGCUCCAAAACCUUUGGCCAGCUCUCCAAUCUGAAGGUUCAUCUUCGAGUACAUAGUGGAGAAAGACCAUUCAAAUGUACUACUUGCAAUAAAGGAUUCACUCAGUUGGCUCACCUCCAGAAGCACUAUCUGGUACACACAGGAGAGAAGCCUCAUGAGUGUCAGGUCUGUCAUAAACGAUUCAGUAGCACAAGCAACCUGAAGACCCAUCUGCGGCUGCACUCAGGAGAAAAACCUUAUCAGUGUAAGCUGUGCACUGCUAAAUUCACCCAGUUUGUACACCUAAAGUUGCACAAACGACUCCACACCAGAGAGCGCCCACACAAGUGUAUCCACUGCCACAAGAGUUACAUCCACCUUUGUAGCCUCAAGGUCCACCUGAAGGGAAACUGCCCUGUAAUCCCUGCUCCCAACCUUUCUACAGAGGACCUCAACCGGAUCAAUGAAGAGAUUGAGAAAUUUGACAUUAGUGACAAUGCGGACAGGCUGGAUGAUGUCGAGGACAGUGUUGAUGUAGCAUCGGUGAUAGGGAAAGAAAUACUCACUGUGCUUAGAAGUGAGAUAGAAGGAGCUACGCUGAAAGCAUCAUUGCAGAGGAACCUGGUCUCCUCUGGGUGUAACCUUUAUGAAGCCUCAGAUGUAUCGGUUGUGAAGUUGCCUCAUGCUCAUCCACUACCUCAGGUACCUAUCAAGGUCAAGCAAGAGACAGACGAACCAAUGGACCCUUAAGUGCUGUAGGAUGUACGUGUGUAUUGUGUGUGAGGAUACAUGUGUGUGGUUUAGUAUGUGUGGCAAAGGAGUGAUUUUU
This is a messenger RNA of Protobothrops mucrosquamatus (brown spotted pit viper), 2471 nucleotides long. It is a transcript of the gene PRDM1, whose product is annotated as PR/SET domain 1. Gene Ontology annotation, cellular component: nucleus; cytoplasm. Gene Ontology annotation, biological process: regulation of transcription by RNA polymerase II; cell fate commitment. NCBI's taxonomy places the organism in Eukaryota, Metazoa, Chordata, Lepidosauria, Squamata, Viperidae. Gene Ontology annotation, molecular function: RNA polymerase II cis-regulatory region sequence-specific DNA binding; histone deacetylase binding; DNA-binding transcription repressor activity, RNA polymerase II-specific. The record is from RefSeq and is a predicted model, not a curated record. The coding region runs from base 17 to 2392 and encodes 791 amino acids. The transcript has 7 exons.